UUGACAUUUUCUCAGAUUAUUUUUGUUUUGUUUGUUUAAUUUUUUUUUGGAACAAAUAAACGUUAACACAUCGAAAUCAACAAAAUCACUAAUUUUAAAGUCUUCCAAAAUAGAUAUAAUGUCCGAUAGUUGUAAGGAAAAAGUAGUUUUACCUCAUCACGAGCAACAAGAGCUGUGUACAACGCGCCUCCCAUAUCGCCAAGGGAGGAAAUUAACCGCUGUAAAGGUAUACACCAUCAACAAUGAAUCUAACCACCUUCUAAUUUUUGGAGUACCAUCGCUAAACCUGCGGCAAGAGGUGAAGUCACUAUUUGCAAGGUUCGGCAAACUUCUACAGUUUAACAUAACUAAUGAUCAUCCAGCAGAGAUUUUCACUGAAACAUACCAUGCUAAAUACGAACGAAUACAGUCCGCACGUGUAGCUAAGCGUAUGGUUGACGCGAAGAACUUUUACGGUGGCUCAUUGCAUGUAUGUUACGCUCCCGAAUUCGAAAGUAUUGAUGAAGCGAGACGGAAGAUAUUUAAAAGACGACAAGAUGUCUUAUUUAGAUUAAGGAAUUUAGAUGCAGAGGUUAUUGAAAAGAAAUCUGAAAACAAAGAAUUUGAUACAGUAAUUGAGAAUAAUGAAGAAAAUAAAAGAACUAUGAAUAUGGGUGAAGAAAAUACGAUAAUUGUAUGUAAAAAGAAAAGAAAAAAUAAUAAGAUGCAACCUGUACCUAUCAUUAAUGAAAUAACUGAAGAGUUUAAUGAAAUUAAUGAGUCUAAUUUUAAUGAUAGAAAUUUUACUAAUAAUAAGCCUAGUUGUAGUAAAGUUAGAAAUGUUAACAAUAAAAACAGUUUUAGUGUUAAUAAACCAAAUUUAACUGAUUUUAAUGACAAAAGUGAUAAAAUUGAUGACCUUUCAAAACUUGUUAAGAUGAAUGAUGUAGAAAUUGUAGAUUUCACUUCUACAGAAAAGGAGGUUCUCACAAACAUAAAUGCAUCAUUAAAUUAUGAUAAGUUUGGUAAUGAAGUUAUUAAAAAAAUUCCUUAUAAACCUUUGAAUAAGAUAAUUUUUAACAUCAAUAAUAAAAAAUAAUAAAAGAUUGUUUAUUGUUUUAUUAGUUGUAGCCUGUGGAUUUUAUUGUAGCUAGUAGUAUUGUAGCCUCUAUAAAUUAUUUUAAUGUCUACGUUAUGGCGCAGCGGUAGCGCGCUUGCGUGUGAUAUCGGUGGUCCCGGGUUCGAAUUCCGGCCAGGGCAUAAUCUGGAAGGAACUUUUAUCUAUACAUAUAAGUAAAGUACUUAAGUAUUAUAUAACAUAGAAUUGUUGAGUUGAAAUAUAUGCAUGAAAACAGUAAUGAGUGUAGAGGAAGCGGGAGAGGUCUGUAAGGAUCGUAGCAAGUGGAAUUCCCUAGUCUCUGCCUACCCCAACGGGAAACAGGCGUGAUGGUAUGUAUGUAUGUAUUGUUGAGUU
Amyelois transitella is the source of this 1453-nucleotide messenger RNA. RefSeq names its product RNA-binding protein 48. The transcript is spliced from 2 exons. Gene Ontology annotation, cellular component: nucleoplasm. The record is from RefSeq and is a predicted model, not a curated record. Gene Ontology annotation, molecular function: nucleic acid binding. NCBI's taxonomy places the organism in Eukaryota, Metazoa, Arthropoda, Insecta, Lepidoptera, Pyralidae. The coding region runs from base 119 to 1078 and encodes 319 amino acids.